AUACCCUCACCCAUUUCAUUUACCCGUCCAUGGGGCUCAAUUGCCGCCUCACACUUUUAAUCCACAAAUCCCUUAUCCAUUUUUCAAAAAACUUUUCAACAUGGCAAUCUGAGCUCAUUGCCAUGUACACGACUGGCAGGACGAACCCAAUCCACCAAAAAUCUCAGAAUCAGCUCCCAACGGAUUAAAUCAACUUCAAUGCAGUUAGACCCUUAAACUUCUUUAAUUCGAAGUGAUUCUCAGAACCAGUCUUCUACAAUUCCACCCUCAUUCAUUAUUACAUUUUUUUGUUAUUUUAUCCAGUACAAGUCCAAUUCUUCUCCAAUUCCGCCCUCAUAUUAAUUCUUCUUCCACUUGCAGCUCUGCAAUCUUUGCAAGAAUGGCAGCUCAAAUGCUAGCAGGAGCCUUCUUGAGAGGGGAGCAUGGAGCAACACCUUGUGCUUCACAUCAAAUUCAUAUCCAAAGUUCUUCAGUUGGGCCUUGCUCAACUUCUGCGCUUCCAUCCCCGUUCAGUUCGUCUCCUCCAUCAGUUCAUUACCAUGGUCUCUGUUCUCAUUCACAUUCACCAGGAGAAUUGUGCUGCUCUUUUUCAAACAGAAAGGGCAGGAUAUCGAGCUGGGAGGGUGGAACUGCUCCUUCCAGGGGCUGCAGGGAUGUUAAAGCAACUGCUGUGGCAUCUUUAGGUGGCCUGCUUGGUGGAUUGUUUAAAGGAAAUGACAUGGCAGAGACAACCAGACAACAGUAUGCUGGAGCUGUGGCUGCUGUGAAUGCUUUGGAAGAAAAAAUGUCACAAUUAUCGGACGAUGAAUUGAGGGGCAAAACUGUAGAGUUCAAACAACGAAUAACCAAGGGAGAAUCAUUGGACUCACUUCUACCGGAAGCAUUUGCAGUUGUUCGGGAAGCUUCUAAAAGAGUGUUGGGCCUUCGACCAUUUGAUGUGCAGCUGAUAGGAGCCAUGGUUCUUCACAAGGGAGAAAUUGCAGAAAUGAGGACAGGAGAAGGGAAAACACUUGUUGCAGUUUUACCUGCUUACUUGAAUGCGUUGGCUGGAAAAGGAGUGCAUCUUGUUACCGUGAAUGAUUAUCUUGCUCGACGGGAUUGUGAAUGGGUUGGUCAAGUGCCUCGCUUCCUGGGACUUCAGGUUGGCCUUAUUCAACAGAACAUGUCAAGCGAACAGAGGAGAGCAAAUUACUCAUAUGAUAUGACUUAUGUUACAAACAGUGAACUUGGGUUCGACUACCUGAGAGAUAAUCUUGCCACGAGUGUUCAAGAUCUGGUUUUGAGAGGCUUCAAUUUUUGUAUCAUUGAUGAGGUUGAUUCCAUCUUGAUUGAUGAAGCAAGAACACCACUUAUUAUAUCUGGAAGUGCAGAGAAGCCCAGUGACCGAUACUAUAAAGCUGCAAAGAUUGCAGAUGCAUUUGUCAGAGAUGUGCAUUACACUGUUGAUGAAAAGCAGAAAACAGUUCUGCUAAGUGAGCAGGGAUAUGAGGACGCUGAAGAGAUUUUGGAUGUAAAAGAUCUAUAUGAUCCUCGAGAGCAAUGGGCAUCAUUUGUGCUAAAUGCCAUAAAAGCAAAGGAGCUGUUCUUGAGGGAUGUAAAUUACAUUAUUCGUGGCAAGGAGGUUCUAAUUGUGGAUGAGUUUACAGGCCGUGUCAUGCAGGGCAGACGUUGGAGUGACGGACUGCAUCAAGCAGUUGAAGCAAAGGAAGGUGUACCAAUUCAAAAUGAGACUGUUACACUGGCUUCAAUAAGUUAUCAGAAUUUUUUUCUUCAGUUUCCCAAGCUCUGUGGCAUGACUGGUACAGCAGCAACUGAAAGUACAGAGUUCGAGAGUAUAUACAAGUUAAGGGUGACGGUGGUUCCUACCAAUAAGCGAAUGAUACGAAAGGAUGAAUCUGAUGUAGUAUUCAGGGCAGCCACAGGAAAAUGGCAAGCUGUUCUUGUAGAAGUUUCACGGAUGCAUAAAACUGGUCGUCCUGUACUGGUUGGUACUACAAGUGUUGAACAGAGUGAUUCAUUAUCAGAACAAUUGAAAGAAAUCGACAUUCCUCAUGAGAUUCUCAAUGCAAAACCAGAAAAUGUGGAGAGAGAAGCAGAAAUAAUAGCCCAAAGCGGACGCCUUGGAGCUGUCACGAUUGCAACAAAUAUGGCAGGCCGAGGAACAGAUAUAAUAUUAGGUGGAAAUGCAGAAUUUAUGGCAAGGUUGAAGUUGCGUGAACUUCUCAUGCCAAGGAUCGUCAAUGCAAUCAAUGAAGUGCAGCUUGAAGGAAAACAGAAAUUACCAGUUAGGAAGAAUUGGAAAGUGAACAAAAAUCUUUUUCCAUGCGAAUUGUCUCCAGAUAAUAUGUCCUUGGCUGAGAACGCAGUUCAGAUGGCUGUCAGAACAUGGGGUAAGAGAUCGUUGACUGAGCUUGAAGCAGAAGAUCGCCUGUCAUAUGCUUGUGAAAAGGGUCCAACCCAAGAUGAAGUCAUUGCAAAUCUACGCAGUGUGUUUGAAUCUAUUGUUAGAGAGUACAGAAUCUACACAGAAGAGGAGAAAAAGGAGGUGAUUGCAGCUGGUGGACUUCAUGUAUUGGGUACAGAGCGGCAUGAAUCAAGGCGUAUCGAUAAUCAGCUGCGGGGACGUAGUGGCAGACAAGGGGAUCCUGGAAGUUCAAGAUUCUUUUUAAGUCUUGAAGACAAUAUUUUUCGAAUUUUUGGUGGAGAUCGCAUACAGGGUUUAAUGAGGGCCUUCAGAGUUGAAGACUUACCUAUUGAGUCAAAAAUGCUUACAAAAGCAUUGGAUGAAGCUCAGAGGAAGGUGGAAAACUACUUCUUUGAAAUUCGUAAAAACCUCUUUGAGUAUGAUGAGGUCCUCAAUAGCCAACGUGAGCGUGUUUAUACAGAACGCAGACGUGCUUUGGAAGCAGAUAAUCUUCAACCUCAACUAAUUGAGUAUGCAGAACUCACCAUGGAUGAUAUUCUGGAAGCAAACAUUGGUCCAGAAACACCAAAGGAAAAUUGGAAUCUUGAUGCUCUGGUUACAAAAUUGCAACAGUAUUGCUAUUUGUUAAAUGAUUUGACACCGGAAUUGCUAGUAGAAAAGUGCAGCAGCUAUGAUAGCCUGCAGGAAUAUCUUCGAUUUCGUGGUCGAGAGGCAUACUUGCAAAAAAAGGAAGAGAUAGAAAAAGAGGCUCCUAGUUUAAUGAAAGAAGCGGAACGUUUUUUUGUGUUGACCCAUAUUGACCGUCUGUGGAAGGAACAUUUACAAGCAAUUAAGUUUGUCCAGCAAGCUGUGGGUUUGCGUGGUUAUGCUCAGCGAGAUCCACUUAUAGAGUACAAAUUAGAAGGCUACAAUUUGUUUUUGGAAAUGAUGGCUCAAAUUCGGCGUAAUGUUAUAUAUUCCAUUUAUCAGUUCAAACCAGUAAUGGUCAAGGCUGCAAAAGAUCAAGCUCCCAACCAGGGUAGGAAAGAUCCAACUGGUCAGCAAGACACAGUCAAUGGCAUGAACUCCCAAAUAACUGAUGAUAGUGACUCAGUCCCUGCAGCUCAAGUUUCAUCAUAGUUUGUUGAACACUGCUAGAGCAACUAAUGGGAACGGAUAAGCAAUAGAAGCUUAAGAAUUGACAUUAUAAUUGUGGUGUAGCGUUAUUUAGCAGGUUGAUAUACCUGAAUAUUCAUUUGGGAUUUGUGGAUUUGUAAAUCUUUUCCACACCUAAGAUGUAUCAUGUACAUUAUUCAUUAAAAAAAAAUUAAUAGACCAAAUAUUUAGUAUUUAGAUUU
Messenger RNA from Cryptomeria japonica (Japanese cedar), 3762 nucleotides. RefSeq names its product protein translocase subunit SecA, chloroplastic. The coding region runs from base 380 to 3544 and encodes 1054 amino acids. Gene Ontology annotation, biological process: protein import; protein targeting. Gene Ontology annotation, molecular function: ATP binding; ABC-type protein transporter activity. NCBI's taxonomy places the organism in Eukaryota, Viridiplantae, Streptophyta, Pinopsida, Cupressales, Cupressaceae. Gene Ontology annotation, cellular component: membrane. The transcript is spliced from 21 exons. The record is from RefSeq and is a predicted model, not a curated record.